AAAUAGCAGCCAAACUUAAAUGCUGGUCGAGCGAGGAAUAUGAAUGUUGAAAUGGCAGCGAAGGUAUGGCUGGAGGAGAUCAGAAGUCACUUGCUCAGCACCUUGGCGCUGCAGGGAUCCUCUCGCUCCUCGCCAGGGCAGGGAGACCUGGGCUGCAACUACGGGAACGUCUCAUUCUCUCCGGAGUCGAGGAUUUUUAAACCUUUGGAGUUACCUGAAGGUGCCUUUGGUGCUUUGGAGGAAUUGCCUGGUGUCUGUGGAAGAAUAACAGAUACGCCGAUGACUUUGGGGUUAACUGCCAAACAGAUAUACCAGUUGCUUUAAAUUUAAUCUAAAAAUGGGAAAACUGGAGAGGCACAACUUUUUUUUUUUUUUUCCUUUUUCCUGGCAAUACUAACCUGCUGUUUCCCAGGGAAAUGGGAAAGCGUUAUAAAUGAAUGUUCCAAAAUACCGAAGGCUCCAUGAGAAAUUUUCCAGGGCAAAUCAUCAGUAGUUGGUUCCUGGGAGGCUCUGGGACGUUUGGAAGUGGUUUGGAGAGAGCAGAGCGCGUGUCCCAUGGACGCCGAGGCGCAGCCGGCGUGCGUGGUGCCCCAGGCUCCCUGCCCAGCCAUGAAGUGCUCUCCUCCCGAGGACUUUCCUCCCCAGGUGAGGCUGGCUGAGAAGAUCCCCCCGGUGAAGCCUUGCUUCAAGAAGAAGCAGCAAGUGCAGAAGAGACUGGACACACAAACUCUGCGGGCUCUGCGGCCCAUCUUCACCAGCCUGCUGGGAGCUGGGGCCUUGGACAGGGUCUUUGUGCCCCGAGGCCAGCGGGGUGGCCACGGGGAUUUAUGUGAACCUGCUGUGAAAAAGACUCUGGACCUCGGUACCUCUUGCCCUCAGACAGAAAAUAAUGUGACUGUGCUGAUGCCAGCAGCUCCAGAUGUGCAGGGUCAGCUGCCAGGAGCCCGUCCUUCCCCCGGGCAUCCUGAGCAGGACGUGCAGUCAGGAGAGCAAGGUUUCUCCCCAGAAACUCCUGGAACUGCUGCUGAUAAUGGUAAUGAAUCAUUCCAGGAUCAUCCUUUGCACCCAAGUGCUGGUGAUGGUGCAGCUUGUCCUUUGUUCCCUGACAAGGUUCUGGAAAGCUACACAUCUGGCUUCCUCCAGGAGAACAGCUGUCCAAUGCAAUACAACUUGACCCCAAGCAAUAAAUUCAGUGCUGGGAUAUUCCAGGACAAAAGUGAAGAGGCUUCCCUUGACCUGGUGUUUGAGCUGUUGAACCAGCUGCAGUAUCACACCCACCAGGAGGACGGGAUUGAAAUCUGUGUGGAUUUUCUCCAGGGCACUUGUGUUUAUGGCAGUGAUUGUCCCAAGCAUCACACGGUGCUGCCCUAUCACUGGCAGGUGAGGAGGACAGCAACCCAGAGGUGGCAAAGUGUGACCAACGACUCCCAGGAGCACCUGGAGAGGCUUUACUGCAACCCUGACAAUGACAAGAUCAAAGUCAAGUAUCGGGGCCAGGAGUGCUGGGUGGAUCUGAACCUUAUGAAGUUUUAUGAAAGCGCAGAGUUCGACCAAAUGCGGCGCCUGUCCACAGCGUCCUGCCCCAGCUCCAGCUCCAACUGCUACACGGUGUGGAAGUACUUCUGCAGGGACCACUUUGGCUGGAGAGAGUACUCCGAGCCCGUGGUGAGGCUGAUUGAGGAGGCGAGCUGCCGCGGGCUGCGCGAGGUGCGCUUCAUCACCUGGCACAACCAGUACAUCCUCAACAUCAAGGAUGGCUUCCAGCAGAACUCCUGCUUCCGCAGGGAGAUCAAGAGGAGGCCCCUGCUGCGCUCCUGCCUGCUGCUCAUGCCCUUCCUGCAGACCCUGGGUGGCAGCUCUGCCCUGCCCUCGCCGUGCUCCAACCCUGCUGCUGCACACGACCUGUCCCCAGCUGCUGUCACCUGUCCCAGCUUCUACCCCGAGACCUGGAUUGGAAUGGAUCCAGCUCAGGACUUCAUCCAAGUGCCUGUUCUGAAGGAAGACAAAAGCUACAGAACCAUUUACAACCUGUUCCACAAGACUGUGCCAGAGACCAAAUACAGGAUUUUGAAAAUCCUGCGAGUGCAGAACCAGUUCCUUUGGGAGAAAUAUAAAAGGAAAAAGGAGUACAUGUCCAAGAAGAUGUCAGGGCUGGACAGGAUCAUGAACGAGCGGCACCUGUUCCACGGCACGUCGCAGGACGUGGUGGACGGGAUCUGCAAGCACAACUUCGACCCGCGGGUGUGCGGCAAGCACGCCACCAUGUUCGGCCAGGGCAGCUACUUUGCCAGGAAGGCCAGCUACUCGCACAACUUCUCCAAGCGCUCCCCCAAGGGCGUGCACUUCAUGUUCCUGGCCAAGGUGCUCACGGGCAGGUACACGGUGGGCAACCACACCAUGAGGCGGCCGCCGCCCGUGGAGCCCGGCAGCAUCACCAGCGACCUGUACGACUCCUGCGUGGACAAUUUCUUCGAGCCGCAGAUCUUUGUCAUCUUCAACGACGACCAGAGCUACCCCUACUUCAUCAUCCAGUACGAGGAGGUCAGCAGCACCGUGCACAUCUGACAGCCUGUGCUGCUCCCUGCCCCAAACCUCUCCGUUUGUGUGGGGAGGUAAAACCUGGACACUUCCCAACUGGUGGAAUGACUUGGAAGGAAGGUCACUGAGGUGACCAACUGUGCACUUGCUGGUUGAUUCCCUAUGUGGAAAUUGUACAUAUUUUUCCAUUGUUUAUAGUUGAAAAUCUGUGCCUUUUGUUAUAAAACACUGUUUAUUUAUGUUAGUAAAUAUUCAUGUUUCAGAA
This is a messenger RNA of Melospiza georgiana, 2803 nucleotides long. It is a transcript of the gene TIPARP, whose product is annotated as TCDD inducible poly(ADP-ribose) polymerase. Bases 556 to 2565 code for a protein of 669 amino acids. The record is from RefSeq and is a predicted model, not a curated record. NCBI's taxonomy places the organism in Eukaryota, Metazoa, Chordata, Aves, Passeriformes, Passerellidae. The transcript has 6 exons. Gene Ontology annotation, molecular function: NAD+ poly-ADP-ribosyltransferase activity; zinc ion binding.